AACCAGGUGGCUCCAGUGAGUCAUUUUAAGACAGAGAUCAUCAGGUCACUGUCCUUGUACUAUUACACAUUUGUGGACAUACUGGACUUCAGGGAUCAUGUGUCUGAGGUUCUUACUACGAUGGAUGCACACCAAGUGCGCUUGGAUAUUGGAGCAAACUUUGACCUGACCAAGAACUAUCUGGAUCUGAUUGUAACAUUUGUAGCUAUCAUGAUAUUGGUGUCCAGAGUGGAAGACAGAAAGGCAAUAUUGGGUCUCUUUUAUGUUGCUCAUGAAAUGCAUCAGAAUGGUCAAGGGGACCCUUCUUUUCCCAGACUUGGUCAGAUGAUUCUGGACUAUGACCCACCAUUGAAAAAGCUGAGUGAAGAGUUUGUACCACAUGCAAAAAUGGUGACACUUGCCCUACUGUCAUUAAACGACAUAUACCACAGGAGGAGCAUGCAGGCUCACCAGUGGAGAUCUGCUCAAAUGCUCAGCCUCAUAGCUGAACCUGCUAAGAUCAUGAACACAGCACAGGAAGAUAUGAUGCCUUGUGAAUAUGUAUCAUUAGAUGUGAUGGAGAGAUGGAUUCAGCUUGGUUUCCUACUGUGUCACCAGCAGUUAGCUCACCAGGAUGCGCUGGAGUUGUGGAAACAGUCUCUGCAUGGUAGUUAUGUUGUCACACUGUUCAGGGACGAGGUGCUACAUAUCCACAGUUAUGCACAGAAUUACUUUGAAAACAUAAAAGGAUAUGGUAAAAGAGUAACUGAAGUCAAGGAUUGGUACAACCAGUGUUUACACCAGGCUCCAGCAAUUCACAAAGACAAGAGGAAAUUCCUGAGGUCUGCUCUGAAAGAACUGGCCCUUGUCUUCACAGAUCAGCCUGGACUGCUGGGACCAAAGGCCCUGUAUGUAUUUCAAGCACUUUCCUUUGCACGUGAUGAGAUCCUCUGGCUCCUGCGCCAUGUGGACAAUCCACCCCCCAAGAAGGGUGGGGUCAAGGUGGCACUGGAGGACUUUGUAGACAGACAAAUACCAGAAUUAUUAUUCCACAUGGAAGAGUUGAGAGCUUUGGUGAAGAAGUACAGUCAGGUGAUGCAGAGGUACUAUGUGCAGUUCCUGUCGGGAUAUGAUGCUGUUGUCCUUAAUGGCCUCAUACAGACCUUGUCAGUUUGUCCAGAAGAUGAGUCCAUGAUUUUGUCUUCAUUUUACAAUACUAUGACCAGCAUAUCUGUAAAACAAGUGGAAGAAAAUGAACUGUUUGACUUCAGGGGACUGAGACUUGACUGGUUUAGAUUACAGGCCUACACUAGUAUUGGGAAGGCAGGCUUCAACCUUUUAGAACACAGGAAUCUGGCCAGACAUAUGAAUACUGUCAUCUUCCAUUCCAAGAUGGUAGACUACUUAGAUGAGAUGCUGAUAGAAACAUCUGAUCUAUCCACUUAUUGUUUUCAUACCACCAUAUUUGAGCUCCAGUUCAAGCAAUGUAUGGAGCUGCCAGCCCAGCACAGGUUCAGCAUUGCCUUCCCCCUGGUCUGUGCUCACUUCAUGAAUGCUACACACGAACUUUGUCCAGAAGAG
Messenger RNA from Lingula anatina, 1560 nucleotides. Its product is annotated as nck-associated protein 1. The record is from RefSeq and is a predicted model, not a curated record. Gene Ontology annotation, biological process: cell migration; cell projection assembly; cell morphogenesis. Gene Ontology annotation, cellular component: SCAR complex. NCBI's taxonomy places the organism in Eukaryota, Metazoa, Brachiopoda, Lingulata, Lingulida, Lingulidae.